Molecule: messenger RNA, 2248 nt
Organism: Ipomoea triloba (trilobed morning glory)
Lineage: Eukaryota; Viridiplantae; Streptophyta; Magnoliopsida; Solanales; Convolvulaceae
Product: protein GRAVITROPIC IN THE LIGHT 1
Exons: 2
Coding region: 586-1977 (463 amino acids)
Biological process (GO): response to red or far red light; negative gravitropism
Source: RefSeq, a predicted model, not a curated record
UUUAUAACUAUUUUUUGUGCUGUUCUUCUUGUGAUCGUUAUCUCCUCCCUUAACACUCCCAAGGCCAAAUUGAUUAACUCUCUGUUUAGCCGUAGCUGAACAGAAAGCUCGAGAAUUGCUGAGUUGUAAUGUGACAGACCCGGAUAUCCAAACCUGAAGAAAUCCUGAAACCUCCCAUUCCCUUUCUAUUCUCCUGGACUUUUCUGAUUGGGACUUGUUUAUUUGAUCCUUUUUUGCUUCAAAGUUCAGAGCUUUAGCUCAAUCUCCUUUGCUCUGUACUCUGGGUUUGUGGUGUUCUUGCUCAGUUUCAAGCAUUUUUCCUCCCUGAAGAUGUUAAUCGGACAUUGAGCCCUUAAACCUCGGGGGGUUUGGUGAAGCCCAACGUUUUAAGGUCAUUUGUUUAAGGUUAUCUCAGCGGGAAUCAUGGCUGUUCUUUCCCCAAUGUAGUAACCAAGUUUCAAGAUUAAACCCCAAAGUUUCAUAUUAUUUUGAAUUCUUUAGCCUGCACUUGCUCUGCAUAUCAGAAUCAAAGUCAGUGGUUUAGGUGUGGGGUUAGUGGUUAGAUCCUUACUUUUAGAUAUUCAAAUGGGGUUGGAUCUACAGAAUCAGAGAAUGGAAUGUGCAGUGAAGAUCUCUAAGCCCCAGUCCAACAAUAUUUCAGAAAUUGUUUCCAAAGUUGCUAAGGCUUGUAGAUAUAGGUCCAUUGGGGUUUUUAGUUCUGAAAACCCACACUUGAAUUACCAUGGUCUAUCACUAGCCAGUGGCAAGUAUGGUCCCUUGGUAACUGAGGAGAGUGGUAGUGAUGUAACUGAGGAAGGUGAAUCGAAUGCGGUUAAAGUUCAUCCCGAGCCUGUUGGGGUUCGGGGUGAAGUAAAGAACUGUAGUGUUGGGGUUCAGGGUGAAGUGAAGAGGUGCGGUGAUGGGGAGAUCUCGAAGUUGUUUGAUGGGGUUUCUGCGUUGAAAUUGGCUUAUGUUCAGCUCCAGCAGGCUCACGUGCCUUAUGAUCCCGAUAAAAUCCGAGCUGCAGAUGAGGUUAUUGUGUCUCAGCUUGAAUCGCUGUGCAGGAUUAAGCAAGCUUACAAAGGGAGGCAGAUGAAGGGAUCGAAAUCUGCCUCUGCUUGUUCACCGAUUUUACUUGGAGAAAUCCGGGUUCGAGAGAAGCUUUUGAAUCAAUUGAAGUCUGGGGUCAAAGAAAAGGAGUCUAAGGUGGUUGCUUUGCAGCAAGAGCUUCGGGAUUCAGUGUCGAGGAAUAAGAGGUUGGGUGAGGAGCUUAAGAAGAGAGACGAGGAUGUUAAGGUUUUGAAUUUCUCGUAUGUGGAGGAAAUUGUUGGAGCAGUGUCAAAGGCUAUACACGACUUUGCCAAGCCAUUAAUCACCUUGAUGAAGGUCUCGGGCUGGGAUUUAGACCAAGCAGCUAACUCAAUUGAAGGCUCGGUUGUUUACUCCAAGAGGUCCCACAAAAAAUACGCAUUUGAAGCCUAUAUUGCUCGGAGAAUGUUUCAUAGAUUCUCAUUCCAAUCGUCAAGUCUUGAUACUCUGAAGAAGUAUGAUGACCCAAUUGAUGCCCUAAUCGAAGAUCCAAAGUCAAGUUUUGCCACAUAUUGCAGAGAAAAGUAUCUAUCAAUAGUUCACCCCGCAAUGGAAAUAGCAUUCUUUGGCAAUGUCGACCAUCGGACAUUUGUGAGCAAUGGAUUUCAUCCACCAACACCUUUCUACGCAGCAUUUGUCAAAAUGGCCCGAUCCGUUUGGAUUCUUCAAGGCACUGCUGCAUCGGUGCAACCAACGUGUGACAUAUUUAGAGUAGAGCGAGGGCGUGAGUUCUCAAAUCUUUACAUGGAGUAUGUGGAGGAAAUAAGCGAAGAUAGCGUUCCAUCAAACAAGGAGCAAGAAAGGCUCAAAGUCGAAUUCAUGGUCAUGCCCGGAUUCAUAAUUGGUGAUAACAUUAUCAAGUCUCGGGUUUAUCUAUCAAAAACAUAACUUUUGUGCUGAAACAUCCUUGACGAAACUGGUAAGUGCCCUAUUGCCAAUGCAGACCUUAUAUUCUAUGAAAAACAUGCGAUUUUGCGGUUUUGAAAUAUAGAUGACAUAGAUCGGGUAAAUGCAUUGAUGUUAUUGUAGUUGGUGGAACUUGUUUCUUCAAGGUAACGCUUUCAAUGUUCUAAUCAUGUAAUGAGCAAUCUGUUGCUUUUCCCAUUGUAAAUAUAUAUAUAUAUCUUAACUAAUACUCCAUAGUAAAUUUCUUAGUUAU